Molecule: messenger RNA, 879 nt
Organism: Lotus japonicus
Lineage: Eukaryota; Viridiplantae; Streptophyta; Magnoliopsida; Fabales; Fabaceae
Product: F-box protein At5g07610-like
Exons: 2
Coding region: 1-879 (292 amino acids)
Source: RefSeq, a predicted model, not a curated record
AUGAGAUUUAUCACUUUGGAUUUCGACUUCAUCGUCCUUCGUUCCUGCAACGGCCUUCUCCUCUGCCGCCUCGCCUUUUGCUCCGACUCGUACUUCAUCUACAACCCUAUUACCCGAGAUUUCACCAAUCUCAAUUUGGGUACCCACCCAUUAAGCCGCCAAAGCUAUAUAAUCGACCAUUAUCUCGCUUUUGAUCCCUCGGUAUCAUCGCCCUUCUAUAAAGUCGUUUCUCUUGCAGUGAGCCGGGAUUCACCGCUUGACUGGGUCUUCCAUGUAUAUACAAUAUUCCAACCUCAUUCCCCCCGUAUUGGCCCUCCGGUUUCUGUCUCUAUCCCAUUUCCACUGGCAUGGGAAUCUGAUUCUGAUCGUGGGGUUUACUGCAAUGGUGCCAUUCAUUGGUGCAACCGAGGUGACUUUUCAGUCUAUUUUGAUGUUGAUGCUCAGUGUCUCAAAUAUUAUUCAAUGCCCUUGUCCAAUUCGGACGAAUGGUUAAAAACACGUAUUUAUUAUUUUGGAGAGUCCGGGGGACAUUUGCAUUUGAUACUUCCCGAGCCCGAGCCCCUUAAGGAAAAUCAAAAACCUAGUUUUUAUGAUAUUUUUGAGCUCAAGGAAGAUUACUCUGGUUGGUUAUUGACGCACCGUAUUGAUAUGAAAUCCAUCCGACUUCAAUUCACACACAUGAGGUCUUGUUUCAACUAUUACAUUUUUCACAAGAACAAAUCAUCCAUCUCCGUCUUGAUUGUAGCUAGAGAAGGAGCCAUUAUCAAUGAUCCUGUGGAUAAUACUUCAACUAAGUUAUGUGAUUUUGAGAUCGGUACAUCCAUAUGGAUUAGGCUUGCUCAGGGUCGUGUUGUUCCGCAUUUUGAUAUCCUAUGCUAA